Messenger RNA from Mytilus trossulus (common blue mussel), 5025 nucleotides. Its product is annotated as protein qui-1-like. Bases 103 to 5025 code for a protein of 1640 amino acids. The transcript is spliced from 24 exons. Gene Ontology annotation, molecular function: protein binding; ATP hydrolysis activity. The record is from RefSeq and is a predicted model, not a curated record. Lineage: Eukaryota; Metazoa; Mollusca; Bivalvia; Mytilida; Mytilidae.
AACAUGACCGUCUAUUACUAUUUAUUGAGAAACAUGCAUAAAUGUCUUUAAUAUGCCUAAAGGUAAAUUAAGAAGUCCAAAGACUAAUACCAUGAAGACAAAAUGUCGUUAAAAAGUGAUACUAGUGAUUUGACUGACAUUAUUCUCUCUGGAAAACUAUCAGAAAUACCACCUCUGCCAAAAAGAACUUUGAAGAUAUACUUAUGUUCAAACCGAUCAGAUUUUGAAUUAGAGCGUUAUCAUCUUUGGCGUGAUGCCUUGCCCGCUCUACAACAAGAAUGUGUACAGCAUGGAUUGGACGUGGUUUGGAUGGAUGUUCAUUAUGGAAGUGAAAUUGACCACGUGCAGGACGCCUACAGGUUCCAAGAGCAUUUAGAAGAAAUAAAGAAAUGUCAUCAGCAAUCAGUUGGUCCUUUCUUUGUGUGUUUGAUAGGAAAUAAAUACGGAGAUUGUCCGUUGCCGAUUUAUUUAGAUGAGCAAGAUUUCCAAGAUAUCAGAAAAGAGACAUUAGCAUGCGGUAAAGAAACGACAUUAUUAGAUGACUGGUACACCAGAGAUGGUAAUUCAGUCCCUACAUUGUAUACACUUCGACCAAUUAGAGAAAAAUAUCCAAACUACGAGUUCAGACCUAAAAUGAAAUUGAAAGAUCAUCAGACAGCUGUAGAAAAUUGGACAACUACGUACAAGGAACUGCUGAACCUGAUUCAACAAGGAGCCAAAAAAGCCUUCAACAACGUUGAAAACAUCGAAAAACAGCAAAAGUUUGAUAAUUCAGGUUUGGAGGCAGAAAUAACAGAAGCACUUAGUUUGUCACCAAAGGACUGUAUAUUUUUAGAGAGAAAUAUUGAAAGUAUAAAUACUGGAGUUGUCGGUGCUACCUCUUUCAUCGACCUUGCCGCUGACAUUGCAAUAGAUUCUAAUAAACAGAAACUUCUUGAUAGAUUAAAAGACAGAAUAAGAAAAAAUGGCAUUACAGAAAAUAUAUUUAAAUUUGACAUUGCUUGGUUAGAAUGUGAAAAUGUUCACAAAGCUAUCGAACAACAUGGCGAAUAUAUGGAGAAUAUUAUUGCAGGAGUUACAACUAGGUUGGUCAGUAUUGUUAAGGAAUGUGUCAACAAGCAAAAUGAUAUCGAAAACGAGAUUCAACCAGUAUCCUCGGAUAUUCUUGUUCAUUUACAUCACUGUAAGAAUAUGAUGAUUGACUCGUGUAUGUCUGGGUUUGAAAAACUACUGUCAAUUGUUCAAAAUUUUAUUCUUACUGGGAAAAAGGUAGAACACAAUCCAAUUUUAUUGACAGGACCAUCAGGUUGCGGCAAAUCAACACUUAUUUCAACGAUUUGUCACCAGACCAGGAAUUUACUUGGGGAAGAUGUGAUAUUAAUAGUGAGGUGUCUUGGAUUGAGUCCACAAUCGGUUGAUGGGAAACAACUACUACAAGGAAUCUGUAUGCAAAUAAAUCAGGUUUUACACCAGAACAUUGACCUGAAAUCUUAUGACUUGAAACAUUUAAACAGUUACUUUAAUGGUUUGAAAAAUAGAAUAGCUAAAUCGUUAAAUAAUUUUGUUAUUGUGAUUGAUGAUGUCGAUCAUCUGGAAGGUAUCAAUGAAAUGAAACCACUUGAAGAGUCCGGCGAAUUUGAUUGGUUGUCAACGAAACUUCCAGCAAAAGUACAUUUGAUUAUGUCUAGUCAAAAAAUUGAAAAUGAAAAAGGUAUCCUCAAAAGGCUUGCAAAUAAAUGUGCUACCACCGGAUCUUGUAUUAUAUUUCCUCAAUGGACAUUACAGCAAUACUCACUUGUUUUGAACAAGAAACUUAAUGAUAUUCAUCGCACUGUUACCGAAGAACAGGAAGCAAUUCUUCUUCAAAUGUUUACAAGUGCUUCUACCUGUCCUGUCCUCAUAAACACGAUAGUUGAGAUCGCUGCAACAUGGAAGGAUGAUAUACAACCUAAUUUGCAUUUGCCAUCAACAAUUAAUGAGGCUUUGCAUCACAAAAUGGACAAUUUAGAAAUGAUGUUCGGUUUGGAAGUUAUUCAACAAAUUGUUUGUUACUUUUUGAUAUCAGAAUUUGGUAUAAGUGAAAUGGAAAUCAUGGACUGUUUGUCAUCUAAUAUGGAAAUUAUACAAACUUUAGAUCUAGCCAGUCAACCGAUUUGUAGAAUUCCUAUAUCUCUUUGGAUAUCUAUUAGGAACCAAAUAGAAAUGCUGCUGACUGAAAUACUUAUACAUCGAAAACAACUGUUUGUUUGGAAAAACAGGGCAAUAAAAGAUAUUUUAAACAGACGUUACCUGCUUUUGUCCUCUGAUAGACCCAAAUAUCAUCUAGAUUUGGCCUAUCUAUUUUUGGAAAUGUCUCAGGACCCAGAAAAAGAUUUAUUCGGCAGUGAACAUUGCCUAGUUGAUCCAUGUCGGAUAGUUACCUGUCCUCAACCACUAUUGUACAGUAAUGUCAGAUAUAACAUAAGAAGUAUCAACGAAGUAUGGAUGCAACUGUUGAAUUCGGGAGACGUCUCAUUGUUGAAAGAAUAUGUGUUCUGCAAUUUUGAGUAUUUGUUAGCACUGACGCAUUCAACUUCAGUUGAUUUUCUUCUUGAGAUACUACAAAUUACAAUGAAGCAAGUGCUCGAUGCAGAAAUUUCCAUAGUUCACCUAGCCGUUUCUACGUCUAGAAAUAUAUUGCUGAAAUAUCCAAAUCAGUUAGCCAAUGAACUGAUAAGUCGAUUGAGAAAAUUGAAAGAUUUAUAUACGCACCAUUUAGAUUCUCUGGUUACUCAAUGUAUGAGGUGGUGUGAUAGUAACACGGUACCACUCAUGGUUCCACUGACCUCCUGGUUACACUUACAAAGAAUACAAUUAGCUGCCUCUGUGGAUGGUUUAUAUGGAAUCAAACAUUUUACUGUCUUACCAAACAAUCAAAGUAUAUUGUGCUCGUUAGGGUUGGUAAACAUAGUUUUAUACCACAUCCCAAAUAAGAGCAUCUUAAGAACAUUUUCAGGACACAAAGGACCUGUAAACUGCAUUGAGCUGACUAAUAAUGGUCAAUGUUUUAUAACCGGCUCGGAUGAUAAGUGCAUUCGUAUAUGGAAUCUCAGCGAAGGACUAUGCACAAAUAUUAUUAAAGAGCAUCACGGACCUGUUACAUGUUUGACGCUGUCACAAAAUGAUGAUCAUGUGAUGUCUGGAUCAAAUGAUGGUAACGUCUUAAUAUGUGAGGUGUCAAGUGGGAAGAAAAUACAUGUAUUACAAGGUCAUAAGAAAGCAGUAACCUGUCUAAAGCUGAUUGAUUCAUCACAGUUACUUUUGAGUGGUUCCAAAGAUCGUACCAUUAUUAUGUGGUGUAUGGUUGAUAUGAUACAAUUAAAUACUUUCCGUGAUUACAUUAACAAUCCAAUUCUGUCCAUAGAUGUGUCGAGUGAUAGUAUUUUCUUAUUGGUUGCUUGUGAAGAUAGUACACUAAAUGUGAUAUCAUUUGCAACAGGGUCUUGGAUACAUCAAUUAAAGGGUCAUAACGGAUGGAUUAAUAAAGUACUUGUGUGUGAGGACUGCAAUCACGUGAUAGCAGUUUGCCAGGAUGGAUCAGUUUAUGUUUACAAUUUAAGGAACACCGAACUGCUAGAAACAUUUCGAGGGACAUACAAACCAAUUACAGAUGUCCGAAUCUCAUCCGAUGAAACUUUGAUAUAUUCAUGUUCUGACAACAUGUUGAAAGUAUGGAGCCUUCACAAGAAAUACACGAACAAUUCUAACGACAUGAAGCAUUCUAGUACUGUUACAUGUAUACAUGCUUGGGAUGGCACAGCUGCUACAGGUUCAGAAAAUGGAGUCAUUAAAGUUUGGAACAUGGAACAGGUUGUGCUGAGGGACAGUUAUUCUAAACACACCAGCAGCAUAACAUGUCUCCAAGUAUCUUAUGACAGCAGUUUUAUAGUGUCCGGGUCUAGAGAUAAAACAAUAUGUGUAUACGAUAUGACAAUGCAAACAGUUGUCACUUUUUAUGAGGAACACAAGGCACCAAUACAAGCAUUAUGCAUAUUUACUGACGACUCACAAGUGAUAUCUAUGGACUGUAACAGUAUUGUAUUCAUAUGGAAACCACACACUGCUCAAACCUUAAGGAGUUAUACAAAUAUCAACGCCAGACUUUUCUUAUUGUCCAGUCAUGGCAGUCACCUAGUAACCACUGGAGGAGAUCAAAGUGUGAAGGUUGUAGCGUUGGAAGAUGAGUCAAUAGUAACAUACAUUAACCAUGCUGAACAUGUUACCUGUCUUGCCUGUUCCGUUGAUGAUAAGUACAUGGUGACAGGUUCAGCCGACAAAUCUCUCAAAAUAUGGGAAAUGUUUAAUGGAAAACUCAUUCAGGUUUUAGUCGAGCACACUGCUAUCGUUUGUAGUGUUGCCAUUGGCGAUGAUAACGAAAAUGUUGUUUCCGGUUGCAAGAAUGGACAACUAACUGCAUGGAGCGUCCAAACUGGGGUCGUUAAAUAUCAACUUGUCGGUCAUACCAGUGGUAUCACGACUGUCAAAUUGACUAAUAAAGGAAAAUUGAUUAUUUCAGCUUCAUUGGACAGCACGAUAAGAUUGUGGAGUUUACAAUAUGGACAACAGAUAACUAUGAUUGAUAUGCACUGCCCAGUUAUCAACUUCUCAAUGUCUGAAGAUGCCUCCCGAAUGGUAGUGCAGUUAGAGAAGAACAAAUACUCGCCAUUACUUUGUCUACAUAAUAGUCCUUCAGUGGAGGGUAAUCCACCUUGGGAUCCAGAAAUAACAAAAGUACUACCUAUCAAUGUUAAGACCAGACAGCAUCGACUUGCAUUAGAAUAUCCGGUACAACGACUCCCUACAAGGAAAAGAAUCGACUCUAUAUCCAGUGUACCAGAGAUUGUUAAGGUGUCACCAAUGAGAGCUCCGCAAACCAAAAAGAAAGGAAGACGUAAACAGGGCAAAAGUAAACAUUAUCAAUUACUCACCAGAAAAGCUGUGGACAACUCGAAUCAUAAAUUAUCAUCGGUGUGCUCGAUUUUAUGA